AUGGGAGACAAUGCAGUCUCAACCCACAACUGUGCUGUUUUUGACACCAGGAGCUUGACGCCUGAUAAACUGAUCUUCUACUACGAGAUAGUGUAUCAGCGUCUGGCCAACUACAUUCCCAUGGUGAUCCUGUUAUUCAUACUGAAGGAAGCUGCCGUGAUGCUGCGGGCUCAUGCUAUGGACCUGCGGGAUGGAGCUGAUGUUGUGAAGCUGCUCGUGGAGGACACAGAAGCUGGACAGAAGAGAGCAGACUUACACCAACGCAUGGAGAGACUGCGCCUGGCACAAGAACGCAUCACAUCACUACAGACACCGGGUUUGGGUGGAGCGUAUGACUACAUUCUGAAGUUUUUUAGAGGCAUUCAGAAAGAAGGAUAUCUAUUCUCCACUUUUAACUUCGCUUUCAUUCCCGCCCUUUUUGUUCUUCCAGAAAAUGUCCAGGUCAAGGCAGGAAAUGAGGGAGCGGUUCACAGUCAUUUAGAGGAGAGCAUUCGUCCAUAUAUUGAUCUAAUCGACACUCUGCGGUCAGCUGGGAUUCACAAGGACUUAGCAUUACCGACUAUCAUAGUAAUCGGAGACCAGAGUUCUGGGAAAAGCUCUGUGUUGGAAGCGCUGUCUGGAGUUCCAUUACCAAGAGGGAGUGGAAUUGUCACCAGAUGUCCACUAGAGCUGAGGCUGAAGAAGGUGGAAGAAGGAGUCAGCUGGAAGGCUGUUCUGUCUUACAAUGAUAAAAAAAAUGAGUUUGUGGAUUCAUCAUCCCUUGAAACCUGUGUACAUGAAGCCCAGGAUGAGCUGGCAGGAAAAGGGGUAGCAAUACGUGAUGACCUUAUCACGUUAGAGGUCAUGUCACCAGGUGUAUGUGACCUCACACUGAUCGAUCUACCUGGAAUUGCCAGAGUCCCAGUAAAUGGACAACCACAAGAUAUUGGAAGCCAGAUCAAACGUAUGAUCAUGAAAUAUACUGAGAAGCAAGAGACAAUAAACAUGGUAGUGUGCCCAUGCAACACUGAUAUUGCAACAACAGAAGCAUUAAAAAUGGCUCAAGAAGUAGAUCCUGAUGGCAAAAGAACUGUUGCCAUUUUGACCAAGCCAGACCUCAUAGAUAAAGGAACAGAAAAGAGAAUUUUGAGAAUUGUCAGCAAUGAAGUGAUUCCUCUCCGCAAAGGUUACAUUAUGGUGAAGUGUAGAGGACAACAGCAGAUCGAUGAUAACAUUUCUCUAGAGGAGUCAGCGGAUAUGGAGAGAGACUUCUUCCAAAACCAUGAACAUUUCAGUUGCCUCUUGCAAGAGGAAAAAGCAACUAUUAAAAUCUUGCUAUUAAAACUGUCUCAGCAUCUGGUCGAUCAUAUCAAAAAAUCACUGCCACAGCUCAACGAACAGAUAAAAAAGAAGUUGUGGGAUCUGAGGAAUGAGCUGAAGGAGUGCGAGGCUGGACCGCCACAGGACCCUAGGAGAGCCAAAAAAUUCCUCAUACAGACCUUAACAGGAUUCAAUAAAAAAAUCCAGUACUUAUCAUUAGGGGAGCUGAUUAUUAAAGAAAAUUUGUUUGGCCAGCUUCGGGAGCAAUUCAGAAAGUGGAAUGAUCAUCUUAACAGUUCAAAGACAUCUUGUAAUGAAAAGACUGCAGAAAGAAUACAGUUUAGUCACAAAUACAGAGGGAGGGAACUGCUCGGCUUCAGUAACUACAAAAUGUUUGAGGACGUUCUGCAGGACCAUGUGGCCACACUUAAAGCACCAGCCAUUAAAUUACUCAACACUAUCAAAGGUAUCGUCACACACUUUCAUGUUCAUGUGAGAUGUUUCCAGAACUACUCUGUUCUUCAAAAUAUCAUUAUGAGUAAAAUCAAAAACAUUCAGUCAAGCCAACAAGCCAAGGCAGAGCAGAGGAUCUCAGAGCAGUUUGAAAUGGAAAACAUGAUCUACACUCAAGAUCCCAUCUACUUGAAGUUUUUGAAUGAGAUUAGCGACGAGAAAUUUUCAGAAGAUGAAUUACCUAUUGUGGUGCAGCGGAUGUCUGACCAACUGCCCAUGAUGAUCUCCUUUUUCAUGCUGAAGGAAACUGCUCAGCUUCUGUCUAUUGACAUGCUUAGUUUACUGGACGGGGCAAAUGUGAGCGAGCUGCUGUUUGAAGACUCUGAUGUCGGUACAAGGCGCAGAGACCUACAGUCUCGCCUGGACCGUCUGACUGCUGCUCAGGAAGCACUUAGUGAUUUGAUUCCAUUUUUACCCAGAAAAUUGUACAAGUCCAUUAGUUUGGAUAUGGGAGACAAUGCAGUCUCAACCCACAACUGUGCUGUUUUUGACACCAGGAGCUUGACGCCUGAUAAACUGAUCUUCUACUACGAGAUAGUGUAUCAGCGUCUGGCCGACUACAUUCCCAUGGUGAUCCUGCUAUUCAUACUGAAGGAAGCUGCCGUGAUGCUGCGGGCUCAUGCUAUGGACCUGCGGGAUGGAGCUGAUGUUGUGAAGCUGCUCGUGGAGGACACAGAAGCUGGACAGAAGAGAGCAGACUUACACCAACGCAUGGAGAGACUGCGCCUGGCACAAGAACGCAUCAGUAUAUACCUCUGAGACACAAGUUGCCUCUAUUUUUGUCUUAUUCUUGAUCACUAAAAGCAUUUUAAAGUCUGCAGCAAAAGAAAUAUCAAAAUCAAAGAACAAAAGUGUAGUUUG
Molecule: messenger RNA, 2673 nt
Organism: Onychostoma macrolepis
Lineage: Eukaryota; Metazoa; Chordata; Actinopteri; Cypriniformes; Cyprinidae
Product: interferon-induced GTP-binding protein Mx3-like
Exons: 18
Coding region: 1-2571 (856 amino acids)
Biological process (GO): defense response to virus
Cellular component (GO): cytoplasm; microtubule; nucleus
Molecular function (GO): GTPase activity; GTP binding; microtubule binding
Source: RefSeq, a predicted model, not a curated record